AUGUCCCCCGCGGCAGAUGGCGACAGCGGCGGUGACGGCGACUGGCGCGAGGGGGCCAUCUCCCCAUUGGAAGAGUUCGAUGGCGCUCCAUUCUCCUCCGGGACCAGUACGGCAGGUGGAGGUUACGGCAGUCGGUACGGCAGUAGGUACGGCGGCCUAUCGCGGAGCACCAGCGCUAUGACGGGCGGUGGCAGCAUCGGGGCCUCGGAGGGCUGGGACAGCGGCGGGGCGUUGUACUAUUACGACAGCCGCCCCGCCUCCACGGCCGGACGUGUCACUAUGAGAACCAGCUCUGCCGGAGCAGGUGCCGCUGCCGCCGGCUACCCUGCUCUCGGCUACCCUGCCGCUGGCGGCGGAGGCGGCGGCGGAGGUAACUUCGCUGGCGCAGCCUUCAGCGGCGGCUACCCGACUGCUGGCCUUAGCCCUUUAUUGCUGCCCGUCUCAGGCGGCAUGACGCCCACGUCGCGGCCGGGUACCUCAGAUCCGUACGGCGGCGUCAGCGGCCUGGCAUCUCCCGUCUCCGGCAGUCCCAGCAAGGUCGGUCUGUCGGCGCGGCAGAGAGCGAUGCUAGACGCUUCGCAAGUGGGGACCUUCCGCUUUGCGCGCAUCAAACGUGCCGCGACGCCUUUGUCAGUGGCCAGCGCCGGCGGCGGCGCCGUCAGCCCGACGGCGCUAGAUGUAGACGACGGUGGCGGCGGCGGCGGCGGCGGCCUUGGCGGCGGCGCAUCGUCAACGCUGGUGCUACCCGGCGUCAACGCUGCCGCUGCCGUACGUGCACCAUCGUCCAUGCGCGUCGCCGGUACCAUGGCGGUCGCGGCGGCGGCGUUCCAGUCGCCGAUGGCGCCGUACAGGCGCGCCGCACCGCCGUUGCCGGCGGCGAAUUACCGGUCGUCGCAGGGUGGCAACGGCAGGCUGCAGGGCGACGGCGGCGGCUCGCCGCUGCCGUCUCCGUCAACGGCCGCGCUGGCGUGUGCCAUCGUACAAGAGCUCAACGCGCGACAUGGAGAUCGCGACGGGCUGGGGCCGCCGGCGAAUGGCGUGUUGGACGACAUGGCGCGGGUUGCGGAGGCGGUACCGGUGCUGCCCCCCUCGGCACAGCGUACGGAAGUGCUGGCGAAUUUUGUACGGCCCGGUCGGGGCGCGGUAGUCCAGCCAGGCUUGCAGAAGAUGCCCCCGCCACCGGAGAGUGAGGUAAGCGAUGCAGAGGCGCUACUAGGCGCCACGGGCGGCGCCGGCGGAGGCGGCGCUGGCGGCGGCGGCGGCGUUGUCGACUCGUUCGACCCCGCCGCGGCCUCCUCGGCAUUACUUGACGCUGAGCUGGCGCCGCUGCUCCGAGAGGUAGCGGAGAUUAAUGUACGACCGGCCGUACGGGCGGCGCUUAGUAAUCUGGACGACAGAGCCAUCAAGCAGCUCGGGAAGGGGCUGCUGCUGCCACUGCCGGGGCCGCGGGGGGUGCCGGGUUACCGGAUCAAUGACAAGGGUCAGGUCCAUCGCACCAACAAACUCGGGGGCCACUUCUCCCGUAGGACCAGGAAGCGGGGACUCGACGGCUCGGCGUCGGACACAGCCGCCGCCGCGGCGGAGCUGCUACAGCAGCUGCUAGACGACGAUCCGGCAGCCGUAUCGCCCAGAACCCGGGAGCUGCUGAUGGCACAUGCCUCUUCGGAGACCCUCCGAGUGAUGAACGAGCUGGAGCCGCCCGCGCAGCCGCAAACUGCCGGUGGUGGCGGCGGCGGCGGUUCGCCCGUACCCGGCGGCGGCGUCAGCAUCCGAGGCCCCCGGCUUAGCUUGAGCCCGCGGCGCCGCAGCAUCGCUGGAGAGCAGUCCAACCAUUCACAUGCCCACAGCCACGGGCCCCGUAGCGGUGGCGGUGCCAGCAGCCCGCAGCCACAUCCUCCCUCCGCGUCCCACCUUCAGUCGAGCUCCCAUGGUCAUAGGCAUUCCGGCGGUGGCGGCGGCGGCGGCGGCGGCGGCAACCACCAUCACAACCACCUGCAGCAGCACCCCGCAGGUUCAGCAGCAGCAGCUGCUGCAGACGCAGCAUGGAGGGACGGCAGCGGCAGCGGCGGCGGCUGUUGUGCCGUACCCCGAUCCCCGAUCUUCCGUAACGUCAGCGACGGCGCAGUCUGGCGGGGCUCAUCCGCACCAGCAUCAGCACCAUCAGAGGCGCCAUCAACAGCAUCCCCUCCCCGUCGGGGCGCGGUCGAUGGCAGCAUGGAUCGAAGGGGCGACGGCGACGGGGCGGCAGGGACGGGGACGGGGAUCGCGUCGGAGCGGCCGUCGCCGCGAAAAGACAUGAUGACCAAGAUGGCGAGGCUGACCGAAGCUGCUGGCGGCGGCGGCGGCGGGGGCGGGGCCGGCGGAGCUGCCUCCGCCGUGGACUCGCCGACGGCGAUUUCGACUGGCAGCGGUGGCGGCGGCGGAGCUGCGGUGGCGGCCGAUCCCUUGGGGGACCGGCGGCGGCGGCUGGGUCGACUCAUGGCGGAGGUUGAAACACAGCCGCAGCAGCAGCCCGAAAAAAUCGACAUCUUAUCUUGGGCGGGCCCUAUGGGUGGCGCUGACGACAGCUCUGAGGAGGGGGAGGGCGGGGAGGAUGAAUUGGUGACGGAUCAGGAGCUUGGGCUGCUCGCUCCGGACAGGACUCUGGCACAGCUGGCCCCCAACGCCCCGCAGGCGCUGCAGAUCUCCGAUGCGCUGCUGGCUAGGCUGGAGUACGGCGUCAAAAGACGGGCAGCACUGGCGGAGAGGCGGGCGCUGCAGGAGAUACAAACAUACAUACACCGUCCACGUGCCUCCCGCUAUAUCGAGGUGCCUCUGGGUGCGGAGGACCCCCAGGAUGAUCUGGCGGGACCUCUAAGAUCGGGACUGAGGGGUGCCGUACUGCGGAUGCGGCGACAUGGGGAGGCGGGCAGGGAGAACAUGCUGCAGCAGCGACAUGCGCUAACUCAGGGCGUAGGUGCACAGACGCGCUUCGGCAGCACCGCCAGCGGCGGCGGCGGCAGCGGCGACAGCGGCAGCCACUCGCUGCCGCCGCCGCCGACGGCGUACCACCAGUCUAUGCCGUACCGCUCAUCUCCCGCCCACCAGACCAUUCCGUACUACUCCCUGCACCUAACUAAUAACCGUCACAGCCACUACCUGAAUGCACUGUGCGAGCUGCAGACGGACGUGCCGUCUGGCGUGAACGUUAUGGGCACGGGCACGGGUACGGGUAUGGGUACGGGUACGGCAGCGAGAAACGGCUCCGGAACCGUCACGUGGAACCCAUCUGGCAGUCGGAGUGUGUCUCCUAAUCAGGACAGGACCCGCGUGGCUUGGAAUUUGCAGUCGCAGCCGACGCAGCAUGGGCCCGUACAAGGCCGGGAGCUGCGGACAACGACGUCGGCUGCAGAGAAGGCGGCGGCGGCGGCCGCCGCCGCCGCCGCCGCCGCGGCGGCGGUGGACCUGGAAUACGGCAGCGAGGAGCAGCGUCAGAAGCUAGAGCCCGUAUUGGAUGCCUGGGAGAUGGUGGCUAACGAAGACAAGGAGUUGGCUGCUCUGGGCGCCUUCAAGGAGGCCCUGCAGCCCGCCAGUUGGCGACCCACCCCCGCCGACAUGAAGCCGUUCACACCGAUGGAGGGGGAGACAGUGAGGAUUACGGAACAGCAGGUCUCCCGGCGGCUGGUUCAGGCCGAAGAGACGGGAUCCAAAGUUUUGGAUCUGGAUUUCGGACCGCGGCUGACUCUGGGCGAUUUUGGCCCCGUGUAUUCCGCUAUCAAGAACAAGGGCCCUCAGCGACCGGUGCUGCGGGAGCUGGCCCUGGAUGGAAAUCCGUUGGGCCAGGGGGGCGUGUUGGCGUUGAUGCGGCUGCUGCAGAUCAACUCGACCAUCAAGUCGCUUUCGUUAGCCAACGUCACGCUAACCGCCCUUCCCGGGGAGCCCCUGGAGUUGGAUCCCAACCACCCUAACGGUCAUUAUUCGUUGGAUCUGGCCGACCCGGAGCAGCGCAAGGCGGCCGCCACCCUGGUGUCUCUGUGGCAUUCCUCCCGGGGCUCCUCCUGGCUGUCCGCCAGCCUCAACAACGCGCCCGUACACCUGCCCCGAGCCGCCGCCGGCUGCAUCUCUCCCUCCGGAACGGGCAGCUGGCCAGAGUGGGUACGACCGCACCUACGAUGGCCUGAAGCCAUGCCAGGAGAAGGCACACUGGUGGUUUCGGUGCGGAAUAACGCAUCCUUGGAGCCGUCUCUGCUGACGCCCCCGCCGCCGGCGCCGCCGGCGCCAGCACCGCCGGCUGAGCCGGCCGCCGCGGCGGCGGCGGUAGCGCCGCCGGCGCCGGCGCCGGCGCCGGCUGCCCCUGUGGUGGUGCCGCCGGUGACUCUUAGCCCUGCAUUGUUGGCGGUUCUCAUUCAGGCGCUCGACAAUCCUGCGUCGAGUGAGGUUUGGAAGACCCAGCUCCUGAUGUUGACCACCAAGAUCGCCUACGUGACGAGUGAGCAGGCGGGGCGGCUGCUGGGCCGCCUGCGUUACCGGGCGGAGCGAGCUGACGCGGCCGCCACCCUGCUGUCCGCCACCCCGGACCUGCACCGCGCGCCCUGGGCGCUGAGGACCUUUGCCAAGUUCGGACCUGACGAUGUGGCGGAGCUGUUGCAGUCCCAUCGCCUGCUGGCCAUCUUGCUCGUCCAAGUGGCGCAUCGGGACAGUGGCGCUCCAGGGUGGGCUCACCCCCAGGCGGCAGCGGCCGAGGAGGAGUUGUACGGCGCACUUACGGCACGACUGGGGGAUGCCACGUCAUGCAUGCGGGACAUCACGUUCUCUGGAUCGCCGUUGGGACACAGCGUGAUCUACCUGAGCUCCGCUAACAUCCCCACUCGAGGUAUUAUCGACACGAACUUUGUCAAUGUACGGCCCCGUACACACGUCACGUACCCCGGACUUGGAAUGGGCAGGGAGCGGAGGCAGGCACCAAGCAUUCUCUCUGGCAAGCAAUCCUCGGGGCCAGUGACAACGCAAACAAGUAGCAACACGGCGGCGACUACCGCCGCCGCCGCCGCCACCACGGCCGCCGCUACCCCCGCGGCCGCUGGCCCCAUUCCCGCCGCGUCCUCCGCCACCAGCGGCGUCUCGUCGUCGGCUGGUACGACGGCAGCAGUUGCCGCCGCAGCUGUUGCCGUCAGUGGCUUUAGCAACAGCGGCAGCGAAGCCGCCGCCGCCGCCGCCGCAGCUGCGGACGCUGCCAGCAGCCGCAGCAGCGCCACCUCAAGCCGACAGUCCGUGUCCUUGACGGGGACGGCGGCGGCGCCCUCAGUGCCUUUGACAGGUUCGGCCUCCGCCGCCACGACCACCACGUCCACGCCCUCCGUGAAUGCCGGUGUGGUGGUGAUGGAGUCAUUGCGUCUGGCUGCUACUGCCAUAUCCCCCUCUUUGGCGCUGAAUGCCGUGGUCAACAAGAAAAACUGGUGGCAGCAGUACUUGAGUGCCUGGGAGACUGUGUUCAUGGAGGCGCUGUUGAGGCUGGGGCUGCCACACAGCCACUCGUCACUUGCAGGGUGGCGCCAGGCGAGCAGCGUGUGGAAGGGCCAUUACCGCACCUUCUCCUCCAGGUUACACUCGGAGGCGCAACACCGCCACAGGGGGUAUGUGCCUGCCGUACGACGGAGGAGCACCCACGAGGGGGAGGGCAACGAAGGGGAGGCAGGACCUGGCAAGGCUGGCAAGAAGGGCGGCGGCAAGAAAGAUGGAGGCGGGAAGGCAGGUGGUGGAAAGAAGGGCGCGGGCAAGAAGGGCGGUGGCACCGACAACGACGACGCGGCCGCCGGUGGGGCCGGUGGCGGCGGCGGCAAGGCUGGUGCCGGCGGCGGCAAGAAAGGCGGCGGUAAGAAGGGCAGCGGCGGCGGCAGGAAGGGCGGCAAGAAGGGCGAUGCUGACGGCGGCGGCGGCGGCAGUGGGCGGUGGGGCCCCGGCGUGGAUGCCCCCACUCUUCGCAUGUUGAGUUCCCUGGAGCAGAGGGCUCGCCAGCUGGCCCCCCUCAUGGUGAACUUGGCGUGUGGGGUCAGCCUGUCCACCUUCCAGGUGCUCCACAUGUUGCGGCUGCUACCGGACUUUGAGCUGCGGGUCCAGGUCUUGGUGGCGCUGUGGCCUGCAAUCUGGGAUCGUGCCAAUGUAGUGGAUCUAAUCAUGGAUCUGGAUCACCCAGUGGCGCUACCCCCCCAGCCGCGAAAGGCCGGGGCCGAGGGAGGGGGUGGCCCCCAGCAGCAGCAGCAGCAGCAGCAGCAGCCGGGUGCUUCAGGGGCCCCGGCCGACAGCACUGCACCCAACGCCAACACCAGCACCACCACAAACAACGGCACCAGCAGCAGCACCAUCAACAACCGAGUGAGCCCCCACACGGGCGAUGAGCUGCUGCUCAAGGUGGCCUCCGUCCUAGGGUGGAGGUCUCUGUUGCUCUGCUGGGCCACCCCCGGCGCCCUGCACGGCCGGACACUGCACCUCCACAUGGGGGCUAUUGACCAGCUGCAGAUUCUGAGCCGUACAGUACUGUGCCUGGAUCGUCCCGAGUACGGCACUGUAUCUCUCCAGCUUGAAGGCAUCACAGUGGAGGCUCAAAGAGCGGUGGCGGCCAUCACCAUCCAACAUAUGAAAAUCGCAACUCACAACCCCCUUCCUCAGGCUGUAUGGCGGGGCUACCAGGUCCGAAGGGCCUCAUACGCCGCCGCGCUCGCUUCCGGGGGGAACAACCGCUGGCUGCGCUGUUGGCGGAUUGUACGGCACCUGCGGCGGCUUGCCGUGAUGCGCACCCUGGCAGCUGACUUGGACAUCAGUCGUGCUCAGAGCGAAAUGGAGCGGGGCUACCUGCGAAUCCGGGGCGCUCUCCCAGCCCCUGGCUAG
This is a messenger RNA of Volvox carteri f. nagariensis, 6864 nucleotides long. RefSeq lists its product as uncharacterized. The coding region runs from base 1 to 6864 and encodes 2287 amino acids. The record is from RefSeq and is a predicted model, not a curated record. The transcript has 31 exons. NCBI's taxonomy places the organism in Eukaryota, Viridiplantae, Chlorophyta, Chlorophyceae, Chlamydomonadales, Volvocaceae.